AUGCACACCUUCACUUUGCCUAGCUCACGAACUUUGUCAUACCACCUUGACGAAGAACCACAGGAUGGUCCCGUCGUGCUGUUGGCAAAUUCACUUUGUGCCCCGUUCACAGUUUGGCAUCGUGUCAGGGAUAUUCUCAAUCAAAAUGGCUUCCGUACCUUGCGCUACGAUCAACCUGGUCACGGAAAGUCGUCAGUACCCGACGACUUGAAUGCAACAAGCUUCAUAUCCUUGGCCAAGGACGUGCGCGAUCUGCUAGAAGCCCUAAAUAUACAGCAUCUUCACGCCUGGAUUGGCGUAUCCAUGGGAGCCGCAACUGGGUUCUACUUUCUCACACAGAACCCGCAAGUGGUGAAGAGGUUCGUUGCUUGCGAUACAAUCAGUUGCUCUCCUGUGAAUGCGGGGAUUGACGACCCCUUUGGACCCCGUGUAGAAUCUGCUCGGAGGGACGGAAGCAUGGACAACAUUAUUCAAGGGACACUGGAACGGUGGCUGGGCAAAUCCUUUUUGGAAAGGAGUACGGAAGAAAGCUCUCAUUUGAAGAGAUUGAUGUUAAACACCAGUCUUGACGGGUUCGAAACGUGUUGCCACGCGCUGAGGAGCGAGUCUUUCGAUCUCCGUCCAUUAUUCAGUCAAGUGGGUGCGAGUGUCGAGAACGUGCUCUGCAUCGUUGGAGAGAAGGACGCCAAUCUUCCAGAGACUAUGAAAACAAUGAGUGAAGAGAUGGAGAAGGGUUUCACUUGUACGGGUAGACCAAACAAGGUGGAACUCGUCGUUAUCAAGGAUGCAGGGCACGUCUGUUUCAUCGAUGGAUUUGAACAAUUCAGUCAAACGGUCGUCUCGUUCUUGAACGCCUAG
Clonostachys solani is the source of this 858-nucleotide messenger RNA. The record is from the annotation of a GenBank genome assembly. NCBI's taxonomy places the organism in Eukaryota, Fungi, Ascomycota, Sordariomycetes, Hypocreales, Bionectriaceae.